AUGGAAUGCCAAAAUGUCCCUAAUAUAGACUUAUGUCUACCUUCCACAAGGAGAUAUCAAUAUCAAGGAAAGGAACAGUUUCGCGAACUCCUCGGGCAAUUUCUAGACCAAGUUCUCGACGAUCCUACGACACUCGAUGAAAAUGAAUACAUUAUUUUCCACAUUGACAAUUCGAACAUCGAGCGGGACUUCCUCGACGAAGAAGGUUCCAUCUGUUUCAUAUCAUUCGAACCGGCCAAAAGCAUUCUAGUAGUCAAAAUGCAUACGAUGAUGCGCCAGAACGGGGCUGAUUCCAUCAAGAGCGCUGUUCGGAGUGUCUUAAGCCCUAUGGGGCUGCGGAAAGCUUUCCGGGGUAGUUCAGGGGUGCCAGUUCACCUCCCCAAUGAAACGGAAGUUGCGAACGCCGCCUGGGUCCCAGUGGGGACCAGAUAUGCCACGAUGGUCUUGGAAGUGGCUGUCUCGGAGUGCCUGGCUAGACUACGGCGGGAUGUGGACAUGUGGGUAGACCCGGCGAGGGGGAAUAUCAAGGUUGUAUUGAUGAUAGUUAGAAAAUCAGAGAUUAAACUCGAAAGAUACGAAUGGGAUUCCAUAAAACAGAAGUCUCGUCGAGCUCAACUCAUCAUUAUAAAAGAAAAUGAAGGCCAAGUGACAGUUGCCGAGUCCCCGCUCAUCAUCCCUUUCGAGUAUCUUCUCGAAAGAGCACCCUUGCCAGAGGAAAGCGACAUACAAAUUGAAGAGAAAGCUCUGAAGGAAAUCGCCGAUGAUGUAUGGUCAUGUCAGGAGUCUCCGUUCUUACAACCGAAGCCUUAG
Molecule: messenger RNA, 810 nt
Organism: Penicillium griseofulvum
Lineage: Eukaryota; Fungi; Ascomycota; Eurotiomycetes; Eurotiales; Aspergillaceae
Exons: 1
Coding region: 1-810 (269 amino acids)
Source: RefSeq, a predicted model, not a curated record